This is a messenger RNA of Prorocentrum cordatum, 1236 nucleotides long. Lineage: Eukaryota; Dinophyceae; Prorocentrales; Prorocentraceae. The record is from the annotation of a GenBank genome assembly.
AUGGCAUCCAAGCAAAGCUUCGUGGAGCAGGUGAUUGCCGCCUUGCCUGCCAGUUCGCUUGGGGCGCGGCAGGCAGCAGCGCAGCAAGCCCCAUGGCUGUCGUCAGCCGGCCACCAGAGGAUUGGAGACACACCGCGCAGCCCCUCCGCCAUCACCCCGUCACCUGCGAAGGUGCCCCGUACGCUGCAGUUCCGCCACGCGGCGCCGGAUGACGCUGCUGGAUGUGAGGGGGAGGAGGUGGCCCCCAUCCAGUUACAGAGCCUCUUCGGGGACGUGGGGCCCGGCUGGGAGGAGCAAAUGAAGGCGGACGUUGCCAGUGCGGCAGCCGCCGAAGAGCCCCGCGCGGAAGUCACGAUUCCCGUUACUGGCGUGUCCCCGACGGUACCCACGAAGACGCCCGCGGCUCCCACCUCGGAGGCAAAACCCGCCAACGGCGCCCCCCCUGGGGCCCGCUCCGAGCUCGCCGUCGCCCACGUCGAAUCCGGGGCCCGCUCCUGGAAUUUCUCCUGGGCAUCAGCCCCUGCGGCGGCCGCGGCGCAGGAGGCCGUGGCGCAGGAGCCUGCAGGCGGCGAGGGCCAGAAGCAGGUCCCGGGCGACCAGCAGCCGGCCAGGCGCGGGCGCGAAGCCGCACCCGUGGAUGCCAGGGAGGCCCCGGAGGCCACCGUGGAGGCCGAGGAGACCAAGGAGCCCGCGGGCGACCAGCGGCCGGCCAAGCGCGGGCGCAGAGCCGCGCCCGUGGAGGCCAAGGAGGCCCCGGAGGCCACCGCGGAGGCCGAGGAGGCCAAGGUGGCCCCCGUUGAGGCCGAGGAGGCCGAGAUGCAGAAGCAGAAGGCCGAGGAGGUCAAGAAGGCCGUGGAGGCCGCCAAGCAGGUCGUGCUGGCCAAGAUGCAGAAGCAGAAGGCCGAGGAGGCCAGGAAGGCCGAGGAGGCAAAGAUGCAGAAGCAGAAGGCUCAGGAGGCCAGGAAGAACGUGGAGGUCAAGAAUGGAUGGACUGUCUACACGCACACGACGCCAUCAGGGCGCGAGUACCCAGUGUACCAAUCGCCGGGCCCGAACGGCAAGAAAUAUACCAUGCGUUCCCACGGCGAAGAAUGCCGGCUACAGGCAGUGAGCGCGGUGGCGGGAUCGCGGCACGGUCCCCUCGCUCCUCGGUGCUCGAGCUUCGUACCUCGGCGUGGGCCCGCCGGAAUCUCCUUCCGUUGCGAGCCUCGCGGGCGCGUGCCCCGGGGCCCGUAG